GUUGAUGAACAGCGAAUGAAAGUGACAGAAAUGGCGUUUGGGGAACAGGGAAUGCGUAGAACGGAAUACCGAAAGUGUUGACGACGAAUUUAGCCAAGUGUGCUGGUCGGCAUUGAAAUCCGGAAUUUUUCACAGAAGACCCAGCAGGUGAACCCGAAAAUGAAGAUGGACGGGUUGGGGCAAACUGCCGUGCCCACGGACGUCAGAGACGACGAGGCGAUACGCGUGUCUUUGUGAGAGAGCGUGCACGCGAUGGACGAUAACAAUGGGAUAGGAGCAAUGAGGAUGCAAGAAAAUCUUAUGUGUGCCAAAAUGAGCGACGAGCGCAGCGUGAACGGCGAUGGCAAAAUCGCCUGCGGUAAAGAGUCGCCUCGCAAUGGAACCGCCACCACCACCAACGGUGCCUUCGGCCAAAAGCCGACGACCGUGCAGACCGACUCGGGCGGCAGGUUGCGGUUUUUCAAAGACGGCAAACUGAUCUUUGAACUGUCGCACCACAAGGAGGGCGAAAGGGCGUCGUGGGUGGCGGUGCCCAAGAAAACAUAUUGGCCGCCGAGAGGCAAAUGCAGUUCUCUGGUUCCUGUCGCAGUGGCUGGGUCGUCUCGUCAGGAGAGUUCGGCCUCAUUAAGUGUGUCUGAUGACAAUUCGUCUGUGCAAUCUUCCCCUUGGCAGAGGGACCACUGCUGGAAGCAGAACCACCCUCGCAAGGAUGCAGGCCGCUACCUGACAUUCCUGAUGCGGCCAGACGCUCGUGCAAAGUCAGCCAGGCGGCGAAAUUGUUUGGUUUUGAAGCAUAAGAGACGGAGACCGUUUGACCCUGCGGAGGUCAUGGAGGGUUCAGUGGCAGUGAUGGGGGGUGACAGGCCGCCGGCAAGUGCGGUCGAGAGAAAGAAACUAAUGGCUGUUGUUGAAGUUUUGGCUGCCAAGUCAGCCGAGGCAAGAAAGGUGUCGCCUGUGGCCGGGUGCAGCAAAGCAGACCACAGUGUGGUGUCGCCGAGGAAAAGAAUUCUCAGAGAAUUUGAAAGGGUUUCUUUGGAGGACCAGACUAAUAAGAGACACAAAAGGCCAUCAUCUAGUGCUCAGGUGAAGUCUCCGUCACCCCCUGUGCUUGGUCCACACAUCAACGCUGUCCGAACAAAAGGUAGUUACAGCGUGCCUGCUUCAACACCGUCGCCCACAAGUAGUCCAUCACCCUCAUCGUCAUCAUCAAAAGGCAAAGAGAGGCUGGGAUCGUACAGCAUUAACUCUUUGCUUGGCCGGACUGACGAACCUCCAGAGUCAGAGCCUUCACCCUUCCUCAGGUCGCUCCUCAAGUCGCCUUCUCGCAGUGACCAGGGAUCUUCGGGAUCGUCACCUUCUUGCGUCUCCUCGCCGCAGUCCCCCUCCGAGGUCAAGUGGCGACCCUCUAAGAAGAAAGUAGCAUCUCCAGACCCUCCAUCCUCACAUCCCCUGCCCUUCCACCAACCCUUUUCUGGCCUCAACUUUUUCCCUCCACCCGCGCCCAUGAUGCCCCAGUAUUUUUCUCCAUACUCCCGGGGCUUGUGGACGCAUCCGCACUCAGCUGGUCCUGUUCUCAACUACCCGGCAGCAGGGCUGUUGCCCCUGGGGGCAGCCUGGGGCCACACCCACCUUGGACCGACUGCACCAAUGCCACCACCCUUCUAUGGUGACCCUGGGAAAAGAGAGGAGUUGGCAGCAGACAUGCCUUUGAAUUUGUCUAAAAACGCUGGAUGAGCCAUGUCUGGAUUCUUCCAGCAGAUUCAACUCAAAGUAACCUGUCGCUUACCCCAUCUUGGCUACUGACUUCAUAGAAACUCGCUAUAAGAAAGAUGUUGAUAUCUCGCUCCAAAUCUGCAGAUCACAAUACCUUAAGACCCUGCCAAACCCAAAGUGAAAAUAAUAAUUCUAACUCUGAUUGCUCAAUUCCCACCGGCUCUCUCACUCUUUAUCUUGCGGCCGAUGAGCAAGUUUCUUCAGUUUCAAACUUAUCUGUCAAUCAACAGUCUUCCUUUUUUUAAACAAUUUUCUUGUCGCCAUCAUCAGCAGAAAUAAGAAUCCACCAGUAUUAUUGCAUUUUCUCUACUUUUAUGCCAAUCGCGAAAAAGUGCAAAAUAAUUCCUUGUGUUGUCGCAGUCGACUAAAUAAUUAGCUUCUUCAGCAUUGUGGAAAUAUUUUUAUACAAGGAAACAGUAUUUUGUAAUCGUAGCUCACUGUGCGUCGCAGGUAGAUGACAUUUAAAUAUACAAUAACCAGGAUUCGGAUAUUUUUAGUUGGUUUUCGAGCAACUCGACGCUUUUUCUAUAAAUGUAAUUAUAUACUCGGUUUACUUAAAACUGCAUGUGCAUUUAGGCAUCUCAGGAAAACCAGCUUUGAAAAAUUGCUUUCUAGCUGCCGAAGCGCAAAAUUAGACUGCUUGUAAAGCCAACCGAAUCCUGUCUAAUACUGUUGUGAUUCACUCACGAGUGCUUUAAAAUGGACAUACUAGCUGGAGGCCAGAGGCAGAGCUGUGCUCUCUUUGGCCGCUCUCUCAUCUCCAACCACACGUACACACAAAAAAGCAGACUAUUUUUAAUAAUACAAAUCCACUCAACCGACCGGAGCUCCGGCUCUGCAAAUUUUUAACCUGCACAAUCAAAGUUGAUUUUUAACGCUUUUUUCUUUUAAGUUGAAAUAUUCUAUGGACUGCGUUCCUUUCGAGCUCUUGAAUGGAAAAAAUAUCUGGUUGAAAAUUUUACUCGAUCGUGUUCAACUCUUUUAUUUUAGACUGUGAAAUGUUUAAGGUAUUUUUAUGCAAUGCACUACUUGUUUUACAAAGAAUAUUUUAAAGAACGUUGUUUUUAUUAUUAUUUAACAAUGUUUAUUUUGUGAAGGCUCCUCUCUCUUGGGAGCUGCUCUGCAAUAUUGGAAUUAAGACUUUGAAAUUUUGAUUUCUAGCUUACUCGGUGUACAUAAUUGUCAUCUGCAAAUUAUGUAAAAAGUGCUCAAAAUAGGCCGAUCACAUAACGUGUACUAAAGGAACAGAAACCUGCACAGUGUAUGUUUGAUUGAUUUUUGUGACCGAUCUGCCAAGCAAUAUAAUAACAAACAUUAGAGUGAUUGACAAUUUUUCCAAGCCCGACUUUUUGGAAACGUUGCCUCUCAACAACAAUAAUUGCACCUCAGAAGCGAUGAUGCACUACUGUCGAUUCAAUUUAAUCUCUUGUAAAUAAUAUCCUUGAAAACUUGAAAAGAAGAUUAAAAAAAUAGAAAUAUUGAAUAACAAUACCCUUGGUGUACAUGAUGUGAAGUAUAUAUAUAUUUUCAUAGCGACUAGGGACAAGAAUCAAUCGUAUGUACGAUGAAUGAACGCAGAUUUGUGCCAUGUAUUUUUUGUCUGGCGUCAAAACAAUAUUUUUGACUAAAGAAAAGCAAGUUGCAAUUAUUAGAAUAAAUUUAUUUUAUUUAUUGUGAUACGGUUUAUAUAAUAAAGAGAGUAGUAUGUAUACUUGCUGCUGUAAUUAUUACGCGAUGGAGACGAAUCAUUUUAAUAAAGAAAAAAAAACAAUUUUGGUAAAACGCGAAGCUUGUACAGAAAAAUAAUACAUUUAAUAAAUGUUGUACAUUAAAAGGUA
Neocloeon triangulifer is the source of this 3611-nucleotide messenger RNA. It is a transcript of the gene H, whose product is annotated as protein hairless. The record is from RefSeq and is a predicted model, not a curated record. The transcript has 7 exons. Bases 253 to 1734 code for a protein of 493 amino acids. Lineage: Eukaryota; Metazoa; Arthropoda; Insecta; Ephemeroptera; Baetidae.